CUCGGAGGAGGUGAACCGAGCGAGCCUCCGCCGCUCGGGUCUGAAUCAGCUGAGUUUCGAGGAUCCCGCCCCGUUGUGACUCAACACCGACCCUGGUGCUCCGGGGAUGGUUAUUGACACACACACACACACACACACAUCCUCUGGACAUAUUACAGGUUCGCUUUACCGACAGUGUAACGUGCACCAUGAGGACCGGGUCUAGUCGAACCAGGCUGCCGUGAAGAGAGUGUACCCUUCGGCUUAUUUCGCACUUGAACACGUUGUGCUGAACAUGCUGGCAUCUGACUGAUCUAUCAUGGACCCCGAGGAGUCAGAGCUGCAGAAUGACUACCGUUACCGUAGCUACGCGUCAGUCAUCGAGAAAGCGCUGCGGAACUUCGAGUCGUCCAGUGAGUGGGCAGAUCUCAUCUCAUCCCUGGGAAAGCUCAAUAAGGCCCUACAGAGUAACCUCCGCUACUCACUCCUACCCAAGAGGCUGAUCAUAGGGAAGCGUCUUGCCCAGUGUCUUCACCCGGCCCUGCCCAGCGGAGUACACCUCAAGGCUCUGGAAACCUAUGAGGUCAUCUUCAAAAUAAUUGGGACAAAAUGGCUGGCCAAGGAUCUGUUCAUCUACAGCUCAGGAUUGUUCCCGCUGUUGGGCCAUGCAGCCAUGGCAGUGAAGCCUGUGCUGCUGACACUGUAUGAGCGUUACUAUCUGCCCCUGCAGAGGACUUUGCUGCCAAGUCUUCAGGCCUUUAUAACAGGACUUCUGCCUGGCCUAGAGGAGGGACUGGAGGUCUAUGACAGGACUGAUGCGUUGCUGCUCAAGUUGUCACUGCUGGUGGGUCAGCAGGUUUUCUACGGUGCCCUGUGGGGCAGUAUGGUGGUCAGCCCGAGUGUGCGGCUGCCCGCCUCCAUCUUUAUCGUCACACAUUUUGACCGCAGGGCAUCGCUGCACCAGCAGACACACAUGCUAGGCUAUGACAGCCGGCAAGUGUUGAAGGCAGUGUGUCUUUCUCUGCAAGACUCCAAUGUCCUGGUACAGAGGAACAUGCUUGAAAUCCUGCUCUACUUUUUCCCUCUCGCCACAUGCCUGGACCCAGUGGAGAAGUGUAUUUCUUUGACUGACGAGGACAUGGUCGCUGUGGUGUCUGCUGCCGCACUCACGGUGCUCCGCAGAGACAUGUCCCUGAACAGGCGCCUCUACGCCUGGCUCCUAGGCACAGACAUAAAUGGGGAUAUGGUGGCACCACAACCCAACCUCUCCACCACCACAGAGGAGCAUGCAUUGUUCUACUUCAACACCUACUCAAGAGAUUUCCUUGUACAGGCUCUGAUUAGCAUCCUCAAACAGACGAAUGUGGAGAGCAAGCCAGAGAAUGUGACUGGAUACCUCAGGCCCUUUCGAAUCAUCAUCAGCCUGCUGGAUAAACCAGAGAUUGGUCCAGCUGUCUUGAGCAGCGUGUUGUUGGAGGUGGUCCGGGCCUUCUACAGGUACUGUCGAGAGAUGCUGGGGGAGGAAACAAUCACCAACUCAGGGCUCUCAGGCAACCAGCUUGCCAGUAAGAUAAAAGAGAAUAAGAACGCAUCAGAGAUCAUAAAGACGGUGAAUAUGCUCGUGAGCUCCAUGAACAGUGAAUACCUGUGGGAGUACAUGACACAACGCUUCUGCAAGUCUCUCAGUGGCAAAAAUGACCAACCAAUGCCUCCUCAGCGGGACUGCAGUCACCAUGAUCCCUCUGUCAUAGAGAUGUCCAAUCUCAUCAUCUUCCUCCUUGAUGUUCUUCCUCUGGAGCUCCAUGCUGACAUCCAAUCCCAGUUGCUCCCAGAGAUGCUGGGCUUCAUGCUGCAGACCUUGCGCAGCCACAUGGACUAUGUUAGCCUGGAGGAUGUGACACACAGCCUGCGUGCCUGCUUCAGGGUCCUCAGUAAGAUCCAAAUGCCCGUGACUUAUAUGGACAUUGAAGCAGGGGACCACACAGAGGCGCAGGAGUUACGGACACCAGAAGAGGAAGGCAAAGACUCAGAGGACAUCAACAAGGAUGGAGAAACAGAUGGCAGUGUUGGUCACCAGGAAGAUGAAGAGCUGAACACAGAUGGCGGAGAUGAGGCAGAGACUACAAAUAGACUUUACCCAAUAAUCAGAUCAGAAGACAGCGGUUUAGGGAUCAGUGCCUCACCGUCAGAACAGCAUCUCCCACCAGGAAUAGGGGCCGAGGGAAAUGGAAUUUGCACAGAAGGUGAUGGAGUGUGGAAGAGGGGAGGCAGUGUAGACACAAUGGCCCUCUGUCUGCAGGACAUACUGUCCUUUAUAACCACAAGAUACCUGCUAGUGCAGGUGGAGGACGUCGGGGGACCAGAGAAAGGACUCCAGCCUGAUCUAACCGCUGCCUCUGUGGAUCAGAAGACUUUGUUGCAGAGCAUGGGGGGCCGUGAAAUUAAAGACAAACUCUCUGAGCUGUUCAAUCCAAACAAAAAUAAAGGCCGCCACCCUACAUCUGACGCCCAGCUCUGCCCCCUGGAGAAGAAAAAGGAACGCGUAAAUUUAGGAGGUCUGGAGUGGGCGGCGGGCUACAUGCCGCGGGGCAGGGCAGAGAUCUCUGAGGCCUGUCGACAGGCUUUCACCGCCACAUGCCACCUGCUCCUGGAGUGUGCCACCUUCCCUAUCUACCUAUGUGAAGAGGAAACUCUGGCUCUCCACGCAGACAUGUUUGGCCACACAGGCAGUGAAGAGUACAGCGUGCCAGUGUGGCUGAGGUCCCUGAUGAUACUGUGCUGCCUGACAAGGGACUACAACAUCCAACACACAGCUGUGGCCUCCCUGUUGGAACUUAUCAACCAUUCCCAGUCUUUAUCGCUGGUCAUCCAGGACAAGCAAAGACGCUACCAGACCUCUGACUCCAACCCUCUGAGUGGGCGACUGCAGAUGGUCACUGUGCCGCCCAUCUACCCUGCUCUGCUACGGGUCAUUGAGGAAGGCACAGAUUUCUACCAGAGGGUGUCCCAGGUUCUGUGGAGCCAGCUGGACAUGGAUCGGAGCGAGCAGCACAUUUCCUGUGUGGAACUCUUCUACAGGCUUCACUGUUUGGCUCCAUCAGCGACGAUCUGCGAGGACAUAAUCUGCCAGGCGCUGUUGCACAAAGAUAAGGGUGUUAGGCUGGAAGCACUGCACCGCUUCACAGUGCUAUGGCACCUGACCCGGGAGAUCCAGACCAACAGGACCAUGUCUCUCAACCGCUCCUUUGACCGGUCUCUGUGUGUUGUGGUGGACAGUCUGAGCUGCACCGAUGGCUCAAUACGUGCAGCGACUCAGUGCUGGCUGGUCAGAGCUCUGUCCCUAAAUGAUGUGAUCCGAAUCUUGGAACCUAUUCUGUUGCUGCUGCUUCAUCCGUCCACUCAGCGCUCCUCCAUUCACAGCAUCAAACACAAUCUCACGGCUGGUAACCUGAGGAUUCUGAGCAGCAGAAGUCGAAGCUCCACCAGAACGUCUGGGUCGUCUGCGGACGCAAUGGCAACAGAGGUCACCACCUUAAAUCUCACCAACAUCGUGGACCGGGAAUCCCUGUGGGCAGAGUUAGACAGUGGUCCAGAGCAGGUCAAACGACAGGACUCUUUUGAGCUAUCUAGGAGUGACAGUGAAGCCACAGAAGAGGAGAAUCGAGCUGAGGAGGAGUCUGAGAGUGAGCACACAGAGUCAGCUGACACCAGCGGUGCCCAGGUAUCCACGGAGAGCUCCGGCUCCGCUCCGUACGGCAGCACUGAUGAAGGAGGAGUGGUCAAUGGCCUGCGGAGGGUUGAGUCUGAGCGUACACAGGCAUCUGAUUCACUGUCAAGUGAGGACGACGAGGAUUUAGAGCUGGAGGCCAUGGCCAAGUCUCGUCUGUUAAAACAGGAGCGCGAGAAGAGGGAAGCCAUCGAUUCUCUGUUCCGUCAUGUUCUGCUGUAUCCUGUUGUGGGCGGCUGGCGCCAUCUGCUACAAGGCCUGGCGCUGCUCGACAGCUUGCUGAGGAGCAGCGCUGAGUGCCCUCUGGUGGAUGCUCUCUCUUCCACCUCUCUGGACACAAGCUCGGCUGCGCAUUUAAACCUGGUCUCUAACCUCUUACAGCGACACCAACAGGAGCAGGAUGGCAAAGGAUUCUACGGCUGCCUGCUUUCCCCAACUUCCUCCGCCUCUGUGCCCCCAUCCCUUCUCAUUGAGCUGCUGGUGUGCCUGUGCCUGCGAUUCCUGCGCUCUCAUUACCCUUCCUACCUGAGCCUGGGUCCCCUUGACCUGCAGGCGAACAGGGAGGUUCAGGUGAGGAGUGUGGAGGUGCUGACUCGGCUGGUGAACCAGCUUGGCUGCAUGGCGCGGGGACAAGAUGGCGAUGGGGCCAGUCUGGAGCCCAUCCGCAGACUACUCUCCAGAUGUCAAGUGCAGCAAUAUGCGCUUCUUACACUUUCUGCAUCCAUGUACGUCAGCCAGAGGGGAACAGACAAGGGAGCACCCAGACAUGUGGAGCUGCUAGAUGAACAGGGAGGCCUGUCAGAGGAGAGCCUGGUGAAUCUUGGAUCAGGAGGGGGGCAGGAACAAUACCCCUUACAAAUGGAAUUACUCAAACUCCUCCAGGCUCUCAUAGUCUUGGAGUACCACGUGUUGAUUGGUGGGGGUGUCCCAACAGCUGGGUCAGGAGGAGCAUCCGGCCAGCCUGUGGAGCCCCGGGAGUCCCCAACUGCCAGCAGCCCCCUUACUCGUGAGUGGCAAACUGCUGUCCUUUUCCAGCAGUCCAUCAAGUCAGCUCAGUACGUUCAAAGUCACCCCAUCACAGCCCAAGGAAUGUUUGUGUCUGCCGCGGCCAUGGCUCUGCAGCCACAGUACGGCUAUGCCAUGCACCCCCACUGGGUGUCUCUGCUGUGCUCCUCUCUGCCCUACUUGGGACGCUCGUUGGGAAUUAUUGUGGCUCCUCUCAUCAGUCAGAUCUGCAGGAACUUAGACGAGCUGGUCAACCUGUACGAGCAUGAUGGAGGAAAGACAAAUCAAAGCCUCAGUGGUAGGAGAGAGAACAUCGCCCCUGACUACCCUCUGACUCUGCUAGAGGGCCUGACCACCAUUACACACUAUUGUCUGCUGGACAACAAGAGGUCCCUGGUUGCCUGUGACCCUGUGGACGUCCGCAAUGCACGCAACGCUGUGAUCGAGGCUCUGCCGCACAUGCUCACGAGCAUGGUACUGUUGUGGGGUGUGGUCAUGAGGGAAGAGCUCAAGAGGCGAGCGUCUGACUCUGGCCAGAGCAGCAGACACACUUCUACCUCUGUCUAUUUUAAAAGCACCAAGAUCCUAAGGCACCGGGUACUGGAGUUCCUUGUCCCUCUGAGUGGGCAGUAUGGGGUUCAAAUGAUGGCUUCACUUGGCGUAGUGUGGAGCAGCAGGAAGAGUAAAAGGAGACAUAAAAACAAGGUUUUACCUGUGACCAGCGAGGCUCGUCUAACUAUUGUGGAUCUGGUGAAAUCACUGAACACCUUGCGUACAGAUACCAUCCUACAGUUUGUCAAAGAGGUGGUGAAAAAACCUCAUCAGAUCAAAGGAGAACAGAAGUCUUCCUUGGUAGAUAUCCCUAUGUUACAGUUCAGCUAUGCUUAUAUGCAGAGUAUUUCAGCUCAGGCUCUGCAGGAAAAUGUGGCUCCCCUUCUUGCUCUGUUGCGGGAGUCUGUUCAGCUGAACCUGGCACCGCCCGGGCACUUCUUACUGCUGGGAAUCCUCAAUGACUUUGUCAACAGGCUGCCCAACCUGGACAAUAAGAAGGAUACUCGAGACCUGCAGGAGGUGACUCAGCGGAUCCUCGAGGCAGUAGGUGGGAUCGCAGGAUCGUCUCUGGAGCAGACCAGUUGGCUCAGCCGUAGCCUUGAGGUCAAAGUUCAGCCACAGGUGUGCCCUGAAGUAGUCGAACCGGAUGACGCUGACGUGGAUGGUGAACAAUGCGAGUUGGCUCAAGCUAGCACCAUGGUUUCCUCCUCCGCUCCCUCAGUUUACAGCGUGCAAGCUCUUGUUCUCCUGGCUGAGAUGCUGGCACCACUUCUGGACAUGGUCUACCGCAGUGAUGAGAAGGAGAAAGCUGUUCCCCUCAUUUCUCGGCUCAUGUACCAUGUAUUUCCAUACCUGAAGAACCACAGUGCCUACAACAUGCCCAGCUUUGAAGCGGGUGCUCAGCUGCUGAGCAGUCUGAGCGGGUACGCCUAUACGAAAAGGGCCUGGAGGAAGGAGGUCUUGGAGCUCUUCAUGGACCCCCUCUUCUUCACCAUGGAGGCCUCCUGUGCGCCCAGUUGGAAAUCCAUUAUUGAUCAUCUGCUGACUCAUGAGAAGACCAUGUUUAAAGACCUCAUGAGUAUGCAGAGCGGCUCCUUGAAACUGUUUGCUAAUGUAGAUCAGAAACCCAUGCUGCUGAAGCGCCAGGCGUUUGCCAUGUUCAGUGGAGAACUCGACCAGUAUCAUCUCUAUCUGCCCCUCAUCCAAGAGCGUCUCACAGAGGCUUUGCGUAUGAACCCCAGCGCUGGUGCUUCUGCCCAGAUGUUCGUGAUGUUUCGUGUUCUCCUGCUGCGGAUUUCAUCCCAGCACCUGACCUCUCUUUGGCCAAUCAUGGUCACAGAACUGAUUCGUAUUUUUGCACGUCUGGAGAAAGCUCUGCAGGCGGAUAAAGACGUCUCAAAGCUGGCUAAAGUGGUGCGCGGAGCCCACGAAAGAAACGGACCGGUGAAUUUCUCUCAGGCAGACUUGGACAUGUACCUGUCAGCCUGCAAGUUUCUGGACACCUCGCUGACUUUUCCCCCAGAAAAGAUUCCACUCUUUCAAAUGUAUCGCUGGGCGUUUGUCCCUGAGGUGGAUGUGAAACGCUACAAUGGGCCAGAGACUGCGCUGAUAGAGGAUGAGCAGGAAUGCAUACCCCAUGUUGUCAGAGUACUGGAAGGGAUACAGCAACGAUACGAGACACUGAAUGGGUUGAGUGAGGAAUCUUCGACGGAGCCUUUGGCGUUUCCCCUCCUCACCCAGCGCUCCCUGCGCUCCAUCACCCAGCUGUUGCCUUUUCUUCGCACCCUCUGCUGUUCCUUCCAGGCUCCUCCCCUUCGUGGCCACCACAUGCACCACUGCCCAGUAGCAGAUUACCCGGCAGCCAGUUCGGACACAGUCCUGAGGAAGCUGGAGCACAUCCUUGAGGAAGAGUUCCUGGUCUCCACGGAGAGUUAAAAGCAUGAAGCUUUCAAGACCUUAAGUUCUCUUCUCAAGCGUUGCAGCCAUAUGAGUGUAAUAUCUAAAAUAGGCACAACCAGUGUUGUGAACUAGGGGAAAAAAAGGAAAUGUUUUAAUGUUUUAACUUGUCUGAUUUCCACAUACUUCUGAGGUGCUCUCACACUGAAUCUGUACUGGACAAAUUAAGGAUCUUUGUUGUUGUUUAUUAUGUGGAAUUUUAUGGGAUGUCUUGAAAUGUAUGGUAUUAAUCACAAAUUAACGAGCAAUGCUCCGUUUUCUCCCUAGUGAUGUGUAUUAUCUCAGUUGCAAAGUGUUGAGAUUGUGUCUACUCUCUUUACUCUUGAUGAUUUUAGACUUUGGAGGAAAAAAAAUCACCACUAAAAAUAAUUAUGUAAACCUCAAAUUCUAGUUCCGGUAACAGUUCUUAGUUUGAAGCAGAUCCAACAUGAAUAACCUAUUUAAAUAUUGAUUAUGUUCUUAUUUUUCCCCAUAACUCUGGUCAACAAUACUCUAGUUAGUACAAGCAUACAUAUUGCAUCUGUCUGACUCUGAGAAUGUUAGGAUUGUACAUUUGCAGGAGCCGGCUGUAGGAGUACUUUCUCUUUUAUUGUUAUCGGAGUAAUCAUGGGACCUCGCUGAUUUACGUUGAGAGUUUUAAGAGUACGUUUCUUGUGUUCAAAUGCUUGCCACUGUUGGUGUUCAAGGGAUUUCAGAUCUUUCUUUGUAGUUCUUGAUGGGUAGUUUUUACAACUGCCUGUUGUUUUUUUCCGCAGUACUGAAUGUUGAAAUAAUUUAUUUUGGAGGUUUAAAGGACCAUGUCAAGUUUUGAAUUAACGGAAAUAAGGUUCGUUGAAUUAAAUAUUACGCUUAAAUACUGCA
This is a messenger RNA of Scophthalmus maximus (turbot), 8080 nucleotides long. It is a transcript of the gene dop1b, whose product is annotated as DOP1 leucine zipper like protein B. Lineage: Eukaryota; Metazoa; Chordata; Actinopteri; Pleuronectiformes; Scophthalmidae. The transcript has 38 exons. Gene Ontology annotation, cellular component: trans-Golgi network; endosome. Bases 299 to 7198 code for a protein of 2299 amino acids. The record is from RefSeq and is a predicted model, not a curated record. Gene Ontology annotation, biological process: Golgi to endosome transport.